Messenger RNA from Fusarium redolens, 5737 nucleotides. RefSeq names its product ankyrin repeat-containing domain protein. Bases 80 to 5737 code for a protein of 1885 amino acids. The transcript has 9 exons. NCBI's taxonomy places the organism in Eukaryota, Fungi, Ascomycota, Sordariomycetes, Hypocreales, Nectriaceae. The record is from RefSeq and is a predicted model, not a curated record. Gene Ontology annotation, molecular function: protein binding.
CAACUAUUGCUUCACAUUGUGGCCUUGUACUAUUGGUGGAUAAUAUAUACUACUAUGUGAAUUAUUUUAAGCCCUACCCAUGUCGAUCAUAAUUACGUCGAGUGAAAGACAAGGAGGCAUUCUUGGAACCUUCGCAAACUUUCUGUGGAAUACCAAGGGAGUCGAAACGUCUGACUCUGGGUUGUCUUCCGGCGAUUCGGUUCCGCCACGACAGCAUCAAGAUGAGAACAAAGACAAAGAGACCGACGACACCGAGAAUAGAGAGGAACAAAAAGAAGAGAAUGGUAAUAUUGUUGGAGACGCAGUCCCGAGUUCAGAUCCUAUCCCAGAAACAGAAGCAAAGACAAAAUAUGAGGCUCUGCAUCUUCUCUGGGAAGAGUUACCGCAAGAAAGUAAUGCUGAUGAUCAGGCUACUACCGAACCUCGACUCAUAGACUUCGUAAUUAUACCUGGAGUCUAUGGAAAAUCGGCCGACGAAGAUCUUGGACCGAGCCCUGGAUCUGGAAGCUCAGCUUGGGUGACCAAAUUUGCCGAGGAAGGCUGGGAGAAACCCAAGAGCCCUCAAAACAGCUGCCGUGUCUUCCGCUUCAACUACAACUCCUCUGAACUCUUCUCUGGUCAUAGAUCUCGAGAGGCUAUCCACCGGGUUGCAUUGAGUUUAUUAAAUGGCUUGCGAUCAAAGCGUUGUAGCGAAACGAAGAAGCGUCUCAUAUACUUCAUCAGCCAAGAUAUCGGAGGUACUAUUGUUAAAGAUGCUCUUGUCACAGCUUCCCUUGAUAGGGACUCAUGGCAAGACAUAUCAGAGAUGACACGAGUUUUGAUCUUCAAUGGAUGUCCACACCGCCAAAGAGACAUAGCUGAUUUGGAAACAAGACUGGCUAGCUUUCUCUAUGAGAACUACAGUAAAGACUUCGGAAAGCCUCGGCCUUCAACUGCCUCAAUAUCAGGACUUACUAAAGCCAUCAUUCAAGUGAAUGGUCUCUUUAUAGCCUCGCAUGUCGCAUUGCGCAGCUGGAUCAUUAAUAUGCACUCCUAUGGAGAGAAGAGCACUGGAGGUUUUGACGCGUAUUGUGCGACGCUGGGUAUCCCAUUGGAGAAAAGACUGCCAGCACCGACUGGGACGGACUAUUCUCCUCUUACCCAGCACCUCGCAAAAAUUGAGCCAGAUAUCCGAGAGCCGAAAGAAUCAAUCGGACCAACACAGUAUGCCCAAGAAAGAAAGCUACUGGCUCUGGCAUCUCCAAUAUAUCCACUUCGAAAUAAGGUAGAGCCCAAUCCAUUGGCUGAUCUACCAGACUACCAGGCUUGGCUGAACAGUCCUUGUCCUCAAAUACUCUAUCUCCAUGGAAGCCAUCAGGUUAGAGAUGUGGCUGAGAGUGUAUUCUACUCCCUUGAAGACGAAACAACAAAACUCAAACGCCGCGCAAACGUUCUCUACUUUUCUUUCGAUAGAUUCGACGUGCGUGCUGAUAGUAUUCGGGACAUGAUCGCCACCUUUUUGGCUCAGAUUUGCAACCAUCACCCGAAACUGGGACCUGCUAUCAAUCGACUCUGCUGCCAGAUCGAAAAUGAGCGUGGAUGGACUGAGACAGAAUUGAUUCAGUUCUUUGAGAUGUUCAGAAUCUCAGCCGAGGUUGAACAGACGAUGAUUGUUAUCAACCACUUUGAUGAGUGCACAAAGGGCUCACGAAAAAGGUUUCUGGAUCACAUCACUGACAAGUAUUACAACGAUGAGACUCCUUGGAAAAUUGUGGUAACGAGUCAUGAGCCGGGUGCCUUGAACGAGGAACUAUCGGGUCCUUUUUGUGUCCCUAUUGAUAUAUCGUCUGGGGAGUUGGGAGACCUCGCUGUAAACAGUUUUGAAAGCGAUAUUCAAGCACUGAUAAGGUCACGAGGAGACCUAACCUUCAGAGAAAAGCAGAUUCGUGACGAGCUACGCUUCACUGAGAAGCUAGAUCCUCCAGUGCGUCACAUCAUCAUUGAGCGGCUCAGGGUACGGGAAGAAUGGCCAGACGAGAUAUCAACUGAUGACGCCCUUCGCUUAUUAAGCCUUUCUCAACAAGGGGAGGAGAGUGGCGAGACUAUGGUCUCUGUGUUGAAUGCUGUGCUCAGGCAAUACCCCGACCAGAACUCUCUUGAGUGUAUUCUCUCCUGGCUCCUAUAUGCUGUCAGACCACUCACUAUUUGGGAACUUGCGACUAUUGUUUCGUUCUCAGAUGAGAAAGAACAAACUAAAGUCUCUCCAAGCUUCAUGGCUGUGGACAGACUUGUUGAGAAGGUUGAGAAGGACUUUGCUGGUAUUCUCGAGGUGGAUCAUAACGAGGUCAGAUUCCAGCAUCCUUGCUUGCAUGAAAUCAUGGUCAACGGCGACCCGUCAACCCAAAAUGCAGAAGAGAACGAUUAUCCUUGGAAUAAGAUCAAAGGCAAAGCUCAUAUUCUCAUACAAAGCAUGUGCCUGGAUUACUUAUCUAGGGAUACUGUUCAAGAGUAUGUCAGAGAGACAUUCUCAGUCGCAGACUCAGCAACCUUCGAGACACCGCCUUUCCCAGACCGCACAAAUCUUGCCUCAUAUGCUAUUCAAGCAUGGGCACAUCACUACUCUCUCAGCUCCCCUAUUCCAGAUAUAUCUGCUUUGUCAUCGAAGAAGGACCUAGUUCAGACCCUCGCAAAGGCCCAGUGGCGCUUGGAUAAUCCUGCCACCAGACGUUCCCCUUGCUUUCAAUCCCUAUUUCCAAUCUUUGCUGGACUUGGCCUCCCCAACGUAGCGGAGCCCUUGGGUAGUGACGAUGCUUUACGAGGUCUCAUCGAAGCUGCAAGCAAGGGACAGAAACAAGUUGUUGAAGAUCUCCUUGGUGAAUACGACUUUACGCCGACUGAGAAAUGGGAAGUUCUCAAGGCCGCGAGUUCCUCUGGUAGUGAAGAGCUGAUGAAUGCCUUGCUCGACAAGAUAGAGGCCAAGGGCAAGAUACCCAAAGACUUUGAGUGGCCACCUGUUUUGAUCUAUCGGGCUGCAAAUCUGAGCCUAGAAGCUUUUGCAGAAAGGAUUCUCAGUCUUGGAUGUCCUCCAGAUCCAGAUGUUGACUGGAGAAACGAGACAUCCAUGCAAGCUUCUCCUCUCUAUCUAGCCGCCUGUCAUGGAUAUACGAACACUGUUCGAGUUCUGCUGAAGCAUGGCGCCAGAAUGGAAUACACAAGUCUGUCUGGAAGAAAUCCACUUCACAAGGCUGCCCUCGAAGGUCAUACCGAGACUGUCAAAGCCAUCUUGGAGGAGUCGCAAAUCAACAUUGACUGUACUUCUGAGUCAAAGUUCACUCCCUUGUAUCUCGCAGUCCUUGGGGGUAACCACGAUACAGUGAAACUAUUGUUGGAGAAAGGUGCAGACCCGAACAUGGGCAUCCCAGAUACCUACACUGGCGAUGAUCAGUGGACUCCUUUGCUUGCGGCCACUGAUGAUGGCUUCAAGAAGUGCAUCAGACUGCUUUUAGACAACGGGGCUAAUCCAAACCUGCCAGGGCCAUCUGGUCCUCCGCUACACUGGGCAGUUAUUCGUGGCCGGGUCGAUGUUCUGGACAUGCUACUUGAGGCUGGUGCAGACCCUCGGAGUGAGCUACUCAAGAAACCUCUUUUAUUCUCAGCUGUGGGCGCUGAACUCGAAGGAGCUGGCCUGCCUAUGCUGGAAAGGCUUUUAGAGCUCAACCUGGAUGUGAAUGGCGAAGACAUUGAUGGAGUUACAGCACUCCUCGUCGCCUUAUUCUCCUACCCACGGCAAGAUUUCGAGGCCACUUCUUUAGGCCCUACAGAUGUCCGAAGAGACGACGCUGUCAAGAUGCUUCUGGACCAUGGAGCCGAUCCCAAUAAUCGACCGUCCGGUGGUCUCUCGCCACUGAUGCGCUCUGUUGCUUUUAAACAGUAUAAAGCAACUGAGAUGUUACUAGAAGCAGGCGCAGAUCCCAACAAAAAACUAUUAGAGAGACUGUCACCUCUUAUAUCUGCCGUGUAUAUACCAAGCCUUACACGACUUCUGCUCAAGCAUGGUGCACGCCCAGAAAUAGGUUCCAAAGAUGGAUGGACGAACCUGACAUAUUCUGCAUGCAGGGGAUAUAACGAAACUGUCAAAGUGCUUCUCGAGUAUGGUGCAUCGGUUGAUACUCCGUUUGGCGCUCCUAUAGAGUACCCUGAACGCACUGGCACCUCUUUGGAGUUAUGUGAGAAAUCUGAACUCACUCGAAUGACCGCCGUUAUGUUUGCUGCAUGGCAAGGACAUCAUGAAAUAGUUCGCGUUCUGGCCGAAGCAGGAGCUGAUUUGCAACGCACAGGUGGAAUUUUUGAAGAUGAACCUCCUAUACUCUUUAGUUCAGGCAAAACGUUAUCGGCGCUGCUAGAAUUCCCCACGAGGAUCAAUUUGAACGUUACCGACAGCAUGCAAAAGGGAGCUCUGCACAGACGACGUACUACUCUUGACGACAUGCGACGAAUUAUUAACGCUGGAGCGGAUAUUGAGCUGACUGAUUCCACUGGGAACACACCUCUGGGAGUGUUUGCCGGCUCUGAUUUGAAAAAAGUCAAGUUGCUGGUCAGACGAGGGGCAAAUGUCAACCACAUGUCUCCGUGGGAGGGCUCACCUUUACACCAAGCUUGCAAAGUGGGAUUCUUUGACUCGAUCAAGUUUCUCAUUGAGAAUGGCGCAGACCUUACUUCAGUGCAUCCGUACGAUGGCACACCAUUGCAAACCUUAUGCGCCCCCCAGGCAACGAUUGAUGCACUACAGCAUGAAGAGAUGGUGAGAUAUCUUGUGUCCGAAUAUAAGAAGCAAGACGUGGAUAUUACAACAGACAGUGGAAUCUUUGGCUAUCUUAUCAAUGCAGCAGCUUUUGGGAGCUCACCAUCUAUUAUCAACUUUAUCCUUGAGCAAGAAGGGAUCAACGUUGACGUUAAGGAUGACAUGGGUCGCAUGCCAAUUCAUCUUGCAGCAUGUAACGGAUUACCUAGUUUCAAUGCUAUCCUAGAGAGAGGUGGUGAUAUUCACGCAAAGGACAAACAGGGACGUACGCCGUUGCACUGGGCUGCUCAAGCAGGUAGACUGCAAGUUGUGAGGAAGAUUAUUGCUCUCAUGGAAGACAAGCUGGACAUCGACAUCAUAGAUGUUGACGGUUGGACACCUCUUUGCUGGGCUCUUCGUGGUGCUUUACUAUUGACCCAGAAAGAAAGCUUAGGAGAGCCGUCACUGCGUCUAGAUGUUGUGAAGCUUCUCAUUGAGAAAGGGGCCAAAACAGCUGUGGCUGUAAGCUACAAAGAGGAAACAUGGACCCCUCAGAGUAUUGCUAGCUAUCACAGCAGUGAUGCAGAGAUCAUAUCUCUGCUCGAAAAGGACAUUGGAACAACAGAUAUAGACGGAACUCAAACUACUGAGAAGGAUGGUGCGGAAAGCAAAGGGCAGACUCCGAUGAAGAAAGGAGUUCGGCAAGAUUCUGCUUUCUGCGAUUAUUGUUUAUCACAAAUCUAUGGGUUGUACUGGGGCUGUGAGACUUGUGAAUGGUUCUGCCUUUGUUUCAAGUGCUAUCAGCACGCUGACACGCUGCAUCCGGCGCAUUCCAGCUUUGAACAAAGGGGCGAAGAAGAGCUUGAGGAAGGUGAAGGUGAGGCUUCUACAACAGCAAACUCUGGCUCAUCGGACACGCAGUCGAAAUCUGGGUCAGAUUCUGGAGGGUCUGAGGAUGGGAAUGAAGAGGAUGGUUGA